This is a messenger RNA of Periophthalmus magnuspinnatus, 3099 nucleotides long. RefSeq names its product OS9 endoplasmic reticulum lectin (gene os9). The coding region runs from base 45 to 1979 and encodes 644 amino acids. Gene Ontology annotation, cellular component: endoplasmic reticulum lumen. Gene Ontology annotation, biological process: endoplasmic reticulum unfolded protein response; retrograde protein transport, ER to cytosol. The record is from RefSeq and is a predicted model, not a curated record. NCBI's taxonomy places the organism in Eukaryota, Metazoa, Chordata, Actinopteri, Gobiiformes, Gobiidae. The transcript is spliced from 15 exons.
GCGUCCAGUGUUUUGUUGCUGUCCUGUCGUGAGCAGAGUCAGACAUGGCUGCUUCCUUAUGGUCCAAAAGACUGUUCUCUUUUUUAUUAAUAUGCCCCCUUUUAGCAUCGGGGUUUUUGAAUUUAGAGGAGCUAAACGAGAUGAAAUAUGGGAUCCAAAUUCUCCCCGAUCCCGUCAUUUUGGGACAGACAAAGGCCGAGGAGGUGAUGAUGGUGUCUAAUAAGUUUAAGCAGAUGUACGAGUGUCGUCUUCCUGCUCAGGCCGUUCGUUUCCAUCAGGACCCAGCCUCAGAGCCAGAGACACAGAGCUACAGCGGCCCAGACAUCCCACAGCUCCUCAGCCCCAUGCAGGAUGCCCCCUGUCUAGUCAAGACAAAGGACUGGUGGACUUACGAGUUCUGUAAUGGUAAACACAUCAGACAAUACCACCUCGAAGACACAGAAAUCAAAGGGGAUGUACUUUUUUUGGGUUACUACGAAUCUGAUUUUGACUGGAGCAAUGAAACUGCAAAGGCUUCUAAGCAGCACAGACUGAAGCGGUACCACAGUCAAACUUAUGUGAACGGCUCCAAGUGUGACCUCAAUGGGACUCCCAGAGAGGCAGAAGUCAGAUUCAUUUGUGAGGAGGGUUCAGGAGACUUCAUCGCUCGCGUGGAUGAGCCUCAGUCAUGCAGAUACGUCCUGACGGUCCACACGGGACGCACCUGUCAGCACCCCCUCCUCAGACCCCCCUCCACUGCCAAACCUCAGAGCAUCCUUUGCCAACCCGCCCUCAGCCCUCAGCAGUACAUGGAUUACGUCAAAGCCCAAGUCUCGGACACAAAGCGCAAAGUGGAGCAGAUUUCUGAAGAGCUGAGGAGUCUAGACGAGAUUCUUGGCAGUGACGAUGAAACGAUCGAGAAUGCAGCGAAUGCACCACUGGAGACAGCAGACGACAAUGAGUCACUUAUACAAGAAGAUAUAACUGAAACAUCUGAAGAAGAGGAAGACGCAGAAUUCUGGGAUGGAGUGAAAAAGAAAAGAAUGGCUCCUAAACUAGAGGAAACUGAGGAUAAACCAGUUACAAAUAAUGAAGUAAUAGAAGAAGGUGAUGAAGUGGAGCAGUUUAACUUUAAAAUCAUCACAGACCCUGCAGAUCUGAUGAAAUUUGUUCAGCAUCUCAAAGAAAGUAACAGAAAGAAAGCACAAAAGCAGUUGGAGAAACAGAGGAGUGUCCCAGAGGAGGACAAAGAUGAAGACGAGCGAUUACUGGAGGAGUUUGAGGAGGAGCUGAAUGACCUCACAGUGCCCUCCGAUAAAAUAGAGGGAAUAAAAGAUGAAAUGCAGAAAGAGUUUGACAAUAUUAUAGAUGAGGCACAACAAGAAUUAGAGACAGAGGGUCUUAAAGGGGAGUUUGACCGCUCUCAGGCUACACAGGCUUUAGAGACGACACUGGACAAACUGCUUGACCAUUUAGAAGAUAAAGAGGGACAGGAGCAGGACCCACAGUCACCAGCAGGGGGCGCACAGAGAGGCAGCGACCCCACCCGAGGGAGCCCCAGUCUGGCACCCAAACAUCCAGACCAAGCAGCAGAGGACCAUGUUAAGAUCAAAAUUACUAAGUACAAAGCGGGCAGCAAGCCAGAUGACGGAGAGGUCAAAGUUCAGGAGCUGGGCGAAGGCGAUCCGCAGUGGAAACACAUAAAGGACGUGGUUAAAGAGCAGCUAGAGAAGGCAGGACUCAAGGCCGAAGGUAAAAUUGAGGUUAAAAUCUUGACUCGUAAAAACGCAGAUGAAGCAGGAGACCAGUGGUUGACCGAAGAAGAUACAAAGUCCUUCAGGGAGCUCCUCAUAAAUCUCCUGACCGGUGGCACAGAGGAGGUGUACAAAGAGCAGAAGAGGCAGCAGGAACUUGAGGAUAAUUAUAGAUUUGUGUGGGGCCAGUCCCAAGAAGAGAGCCAGACUUCCAGCUCUUCUGAUUCAGAAGACAUGGAUAUCUGAGCUCAAACAAGCCUGACUUACUUCAGUAAACUCCUGUGGAGAAGAGAGACUGUGAAAUGCUGCCUCAAAUAAUAAUGACAAGGAGAACCAACUUUGUAAUUGUUGCUAAAAGUAAUUGUAAUUUAUAGCCUGGCCAGUUAAACUAGUCCAUCUGAACAUGGUUAUAUAAAUAAGUUUUCAAAACGUAAAAAACAGGUUUGUAGUCAGCAAGUUACUCAUCACUUACCGGUACAUAUGUCUGUGUAAUCUGUAAAUGACCCAUAGUAAAAGAAAAAUAUAUUUCUGUCAACUGGACAAAAAAGAUUUUGUGUGAAUGAGUUGGAUGAGCAGUGAAACGUCUUCACUGAAAAACCUUUUUGUCCAGUGAGCAGAAUUAAAUUUUUCCUUUACCACUUACCGUAUGCAGUCCAAGCAAAUUAUACACCAUGAUGCUUUAAUAAGUUCUUGUUUACAACAUUUAACUAAAAUAUUUUCUCAAAGUCUUUGAGCAAUGUCAUGUUUUUGCUAACCAAAAUUAACUAUAAAACGUAAAGUAUUCAGUAAUGACUAAAAUUACAGAUAUUUUAAAUCCAACUAAAAUCAUGAGGGACAUGACUAUAUGGAAUUAUUUGUAAUUAAAAUAACUUGGCCAGGCUAUAACUGAUAGGAGCUCAUAAUUUUGCACAUUCAAGAUUAUUGUGUGUCUCGCAAAUGCAAUAUGUGAUUUUGAUUAGGCACUGUUAAUAUGUUCGCUGUAUCCUUUUGGGAGCUGGUUUUGAUAGACUUUAAACGACUAAGAGAUGUACAAUUUAUGAAACUUCCACAUUUAAUUGAGUAAAAGUUAAUUAUAUUUUUUUGUUAUUGACAUUGAAAUAUGCUUUAUCUAUAGGGCUAAAGAACUGUUCAUGCAGCAGAAAUUUCAUAUUUUGCACAGAUUCUUUAUAGAUUGAAAAAAGUGAAAAAGGUCCUUUCAUUUCCUCUUUCUGAAACAUUUUCUAAAACUUUUAAAAUUAUUUUUGUUUAUAUUCCCUAUUUUAUUGUAAAUUUGAAAGAACAACAUGACGUUCCCAUGGUGACCUACUGUUGGUUAUGGCCAAACACUGUAUUUAAUUUAUUAAAAUAAGCACAGUUUACAAUCAUA